Molecule: messenger RNA, 997 nt
Organism: Phytophthora sojae
Lineage: Eukaryota; Oomycota; Peronosporomycetes; Peronosporales; Peronosporaceae
Exons: 8
Coding region: 61-903 (280 amino acids)
Source: RefSeq, a predicted model, not a curated record
GCGGUUGUGCUGAGCCUGAACACUUUGGCUCAGUUCGACUAAAGGAGCGUUGGAGUGAUCAUGUUUGCACGGGCGAUUCGGAGCCACGCGAAGCUGGGGGCAGCGGCGCUGCUGGGCGCCCCCAUACUGCUCUCGCAGCAACAGGCGCGCGCGGAGCAGCGCGUGUACGCGAGCGGUGAAGCGCUGGGGCGAGGAGUGCGUCUCGAGCUGUGGAAAGCCCAGCACGAGAACGUGGUCGUCCUCGACCUGGAGAGCGAGCUGAUUCAGCUCGGGAUGACGCGCAUCCGUGACUACGAGAAUGCCGGAGCAAAGUUCACGCAUGAUGCAAACGGCGUGCUGCGCUCGACGCUGGAUUUGGCGCUGACAGAGCUCCCGAACGACGAGGAGGCUGUUGUCACAACCCCGCGUGGAUACAAAGUCGAGGGCCUCGUGUUUGAGGAUGAUGUGAAGGUGUGCGGUAUUAGUAUCGCCGCGAAGCCGGAAGCCCAGAAGGGCCUAUCGCAAGUUCUCCGCACAUCGCUGCCGUAUGACUCCAAGUACGGCGAGGUCCUGGUACAGCAGCUUCCGAAGGGUGGAAACAAGAUCACGAAGGCAACUCUUCCGGACGAUAUCGAUGGCCACGAAAUCCUGCUUUUGUUGCCUGAGCUUGCUUCGGUGUCCCAAGUGGACAAAAUCAUCCACGCAUUCGGCGACGCUCGCCUGGUGACUGCUUCUUUCGACUCAAGGCUCAACAAUGACGGACACAUUGUGCCAGGUAUCGGCGCCUUCGAAGAGCGCUACCUCGGUGCCCCCAGCGCUGUCAUGGAGCUAGCGGACGACCCCGCCGAGGACGCAGGCGACGAUGAGAACGGUUUGAAGGCCAAAAUCACUCAAAAGCUUUCAUCGUGGUUCAAGAAGGACUGAUCAUCGCGUCAGCACUACAUACACAACCCUCUCUACCCGGUGAGGAGAUCAGUAAAGGUGAAAUACAGGCUGCACGUUGGCAUGCACCUGUUCA